Messenger RNA from Cryptomeria japonica (Japanese cedar), 1172 nucleotides. Its product is annotated as ylmG homolog protein 1-2, chloroplastic. Gene Ontology annotation, biological process: chloroplast fission. The transcript has a single exon. Lineage: Eukaryota; Viridiplantae; Streptophyta; Pinopsida; Cupressales; Cupressaceae. The coding region runs from base 141 to 884 and encodes 247 amino acids. Gene Ontology annotation, cellular component: membrane. The record is from RefSeq and is a predicted model, not a curated record.
AUAAAUAAAAUACAAUAACAGUUAAAUCAUAUGCAAUUUAAUCUUGUAUAAAUUGCUCUAGACAAGUGAAACAGCGUAGACACAGCAGCGAAAUCUUGGAAGAGCAGAGCACAUACUAGACGUGAUUUGAACCUUAUACCAUGGCGGCCACAACAUUACUACAAUUUCGGUUACAGUCGCCUCCGUAUAGAAAAGUCCAAAUUCAGGCCUUCAAUGGGCAGCAGCAGCACAACCAGGUACAUCAUAUAAGAACACCCUCUUGUACCCUGUUAAGAAAUAAAUCUAUUUCAGCGAUGCCAACAAGCUUUGAAGGCUGCAAUUUAUCACUAAAACCCCACCAAACCAUAAAACAAAGCACCAGGGUUUUGACCUGUCGGGCCUUAUCUACAAAUGAACCCAACGAAACCCCAGCUGCUUCUUUUGCAUACCCAUCUCUUGCGUUGGCUGCCUCGGCCAUUAUAUCUGCGUUAAUUGUAAGAGUGAUUCGAAUCCUGUUGGAAAAAUAUAUACUUUUAAACCCUAGCCCUACUGGAGGAUUAGCUUCUUUGGUUCAUGCUUCUAGCCCCCUGCUUUUCGCUAGUAUAAGCGACCCGUUCUCGGACAGCCGGCCCGCGACUCCGCUGUCCGUUGUGGCUGGUGGCAUGGCCAAAUGGCUGGAGCUUUAUAGCACUAUUGUUUGGGUUAGGGUUUUGCUGAGUUGGUUUCCUAAUAUUCCCUGGGAUCAGCAGCCCCUUUCUGCUAUCAGGGAUUUGUGUGAUCCUUACUUGAACGUCUUCAGGAAUUUGCUGCCACCUGUCAUGGGUAUGCUGGAUGUGAGCCCCCUCCUUGCCUUCGUUAUCCUUGGUGUUUUUGCUACAAUGUUACGAGCAGCUUCAUUGUAUUGAAGGAGUUUUGGUUCAUUUCUAUUCAGUUGAGCGCAGUUCAAGGCACUACAUGAUGGAACACUACUUGCACGUGAUUCUUAUAGGCAAUCAAAUAUUGUUUUUUAAUAUAGUAUAUUUCUUGUUCAUCAAUAGAGUUCUACUUCUUGAAUAAUAUACCAAGAGCUGGAGUCCUGUGAUUUUAAGGACAAAAUUUACCAUCGCGAUUUUUUUCAGUAUUGAUACCUCAAUUACGAGCACAUUUUUAUUAGUAUAAAAAUAAUGGAAAAUCAUUUCUUGUUGGAUUCUAAA